AUGGCGAAUCCAUUGCUUGCCGACCGCGACGCGCCAGCCGUCGGCAAGCGUUGGGCUUCCAACUUCGUUAAGCGACACAAAGAGCUCAAGACACGUUUUUUUCGUAGAUAUGACUACCAAAGGGCGAAAUGCGAAGAUCCAAUCAUUAUUCGUAACUGGUUCAAGCUCGUGGAGAACACAAUCGCGAAGUACGCCAUCCGACCGGAUGAAAUUUACAACUUUGACGAGACUGGCUUUAUGAUGGGCGUUAUUGCGAGCGGCAUGGUCGUCACUGGUACAGACAGGCGUGGGAGGCCAAAAGCAGUGCAGCCCGGAAAUCGAGAAUGGAUUACUGUCAUUCAGGCGAUCAAUGCUGAAGGCCAGGCAAUCCCACCCUUCAUCAUAGGUGCGGGCCAAUAUCAUCUCGCCAACUGGUACCGAGACAGCAACCUCCCAGGCAACUGGGCCAUUGCGACGAGCGAAAAUGGCUGGACCGAUAAUGAGAGAGGUCUCGAGUGGCUCAAGCACUUUGACCGGCUCACAACCAAAGGGUCCAAAAACCGCUAUCGUCUUCUAAUCCUCGACGGGCACCAGAGUCACCAUUCUGUCGAUUUUGAGAGAUAUUGCAAAGCAAAUAAGAUCAUAACGCUUUGCAUGCCACCUCACUCAUCUCACCUACCCCAGCCUCUUGAUACCGAGUUCUUUCCAGCCUUUUAUGCAGCCUAUCAAGCCAUCAUGACAGAAAAUAAUAUCAAAGCAGCGUUCAGAGGGGCUGGCCUCGUUCCUCUCAACUUGGAAAGUGUGGUCUCAAAGCUUGAUGUGCAGCUACGGACCCCUACACCGGUUGAGGAGGAGGCUGGCCCUUCGACAGCUUGGGUGUCAAAGACGCCAAAGACGGUGCUCGAGGCCGGAUCACAAUCUGAAUACCUCGAGAGACGCAUCAGGCGGCACCAUAGUAGCUCUCCAGAGUCAAUUCUGGAGGCGUUAAAGUCAUUUUCCAAAGGAACUAAAGCGGUAAUGCAUAAGGUUGCCUUAUUGACAGCUGAGGUUCAACAUCUUCGGCAAGCAAAUGAGAUACUUAGCCGGCGGCGAAGGGCGAAAAGAACGCGACUACAGAAAGGAGGUACAAUGACAAUAGAGCAAGGAAGGCAGGCAAUUGGUCAAAUAGACGGCGAUACGCAGGUAGCGACCGAAUCGUCGAGAACUGGUGGUCAGGAAGGGUCCGCGCGAGCGAAGCAAAGGCGCUGUGGAACAUGCGGCAAGGCCGGACAUAAUGCAAGAUGUCAAAUAGUCGUUGCCAUGUCUGAAUGA
Messenger RNA from Fusarium mangiferae, 1290 nucleotides. RefSeq lists its product as uncharacterized. Bases 1 to 1290 code for a protein of 429 amino acids. The transcript is spliced from 2 exons. NCBI's taxonomy places the organism in Eukaryota, Fungi, Ascomycota, Sordariomycetes, Hypocreales, Nectriaceae. Gene Ontology annotation, molecular function: DNA binding. The record is from RefSeq and is a predicted model, not a curated record. Gene Ontology annotation, cellular component: nucleus.